GGCCCUGUGGUUAGUGCUGAGGCCACCGCCUCCCCCUCUAAUGACGUCACUCUGCUGUAUGCCUACCUCUCUACGCAUGUACAGUACACCUCUGUCUGUGUUGUUCCACUGAAUAUUCCUUAUCUAAAGAUAUCUUUAUGAAGAUGUAGCCAGAGGGGUUGGGUGGUAUCCAGAUUUUCAUACCGUUGCUGUACCAUACCGGGAUAUACGGUAUUACCGGAAGAGCACACAAGGGGCACCAUUUAAUUCCAAACUGUUUGUUUGUUGCUAUAUUGAAAAAAUGCUAACAAAGGCUAACAAAUUACUAGCGAAGUCCCAUAGCGAACGCUAGCUAAAUGCUAAUUGCCAGCUCAUAAAGUUAUACAACUAUUUUAAAAGGCUACUCACAGCUUGCUGCAUGCACAAAACAUUUAGGCAGCAGGGAUCCUGAACCAGGAGGGGAUUGUUUGUCUCUGCUGUAACCAAGAAGCUUCCUCUUGCAAGCUAGCAAAUUAGAUGGUAAAAAUGCUUACAACUAUAAGUUAAUUAUCACAAAAGGGGUCCCCGGGCCGGCCCCCAAAAGUUUGGGAACCGCUGGUGUAGCCCCCCCCAAUAAAAAAACGAUGGAAUUGAUAAUCAUACCUUGGGUAUUUCAAAAUACCAGGAAGUGGUCACAUGGGAACUAAUCGCUUGUUUCAGUCAGUUCUAUUCACUGGAAGUUUCACUUGUCAUCUGGAGUCCUAGAUACUUGGUGGAGAAUGUUGAGAUGUAUGACUAAUCCUGCUUUAUCUCAGACUAGUCUUGUUCCAAUAAAUAGUCCUCCUUCAACCAUGUCCUCUGAAGAGUUAGUAUACCCUACAUAGGGAUUUACUGUAUAUAGUUACAUAUAGCUAGACCAUAACUAGACAUUCCAGUAAAAAUCCCACUAAGUAUUAAUUCCACUAAGUAUUACUUCCUUGAAGGUAAAAUUCUAAGAAGGUCACAACUGUUUCAUUUGAAUAUUCCUUGGUGAUGUACGUGUAUAUGGUGACAUUUGACUGGAAAUGUGUUCCCAUGUCUUGUUCCAGUAACUACUCCUUAACAAUUUACUCAUUGGUGUACUUUCAGCAUUCCUUGUGUCUGCAUGGUGUUACUGUGUCAUCCAUAAAGACAUACCACAUUAUUACCACAAACCUAAAUGUGACAUUCCAGUUUUAUAUUUAUGCUUACUCUAGCCCUUUAAUUCCAGCACACAAGCUUUAUAGUUACUUGAGAGCCUAAUCUAAAUAGCACAGUUGAGGACUUCAGGUUGUAAGUCAUAUUCCCUAAAGAACAAACACACACACAAACCUAUUCUACCCACGGUCUGUCCAAGUGGACAUCUCGGACUCCCCUCUCGAGAGGUCUAUAGUAUAUAUGUCGGUCAUGUUUAAUUUUUACAAAUGUCCACUAGCCUGCCUUCCAGUAUGCUGCCCCUCUCCACUGUUUCCCUCCAUCUCCCUCUUUCCCCUCUCCUCUUCUCCUAUUUUCUCAGCCCACUCCUCUCCCCAGAUGCCUUUGCUAAUUUUUUCCACUCUUUGGGGAAACAACAGCUCUCUCUUUUACAGUACUGUGUGUAUAUGGCUGCCUGUCUACAAUCGAGCGCAAAUUAAAUUACUAUGUGUAUGCUGGUAUUUUACAAUGUUUUGCAAUGUACUACUGUGAGCUGUUUCAGACCGCUGGCACUGAGUCUAUAGUUGCUUUUGGACUGGUUUCCAGGUUGAUUUCAAAGUCUACUUCCUGAAGCAGGGAUUCCCAUGCAACCAUAUCUUCCUCCCCGUAUCUGUGUUUAUCUUCAUGGGUGGUGUAGUGUGUACGUGUGUGGGCGAAGGAAGACUGGGAGAGUUUCACUCAACUGUUUUACCCGUCUUGACUUCAGGCCACUCGAACUACUGUCCCUCAGACACAGAGAAACCAGAGCCAAGCCAGACAGUUUGGACAUGUUAAUGGUUUUAGAACUAACCCAGCUCAGACAGUAGCCCUACAUAGAAUGGUAUUUGGGGAAAACCAGUCUACAAACAUGGACCAGUUAAUUUUACGAGUUCUGACUUCAGACACAUGUACCAGUCGACGUGAGCUGAAUGCCACUAGGUGUCCUAGACUACCUAGCUAACCCAGGUAAUGAUUGACAUGCAAUAAUGUGAAAAUGAGCAUGAAAACAAAGCAGUGUCCUCUGAUUUGUUUUACUCUUUACACACAAGGACACUCUGUACCACUAUGGUAGUACAUUGGCAGUGCAUACACUGUUUGCAGAGAAGUUAAAGGAUAAGACCAUGUCAUAUCCUUCGCUAAUACCACAUGUGUACACAGAGUACUACACUGUUGUAACACUAUAGAGCUUUGAUAAGAACAGCCACAGGACAGCCAAGUGGCUUGAGUCAUGAGAUGUAACCUUAGUUGGGUUACAAGGGAGUAGUACUUCUCUGAAAAUACUGUUUGUUAAUCCACAUGAUUAUGGUCACAAAGACUCAAAAUAGGAAAGUAGGGUAGUUAUGACACAAAGCUCAUAAGAAAACAGCUGUGUGGAAAUUCUUGAAGGAAUUCUGUGGGAUUUCAAGGCUGCUUGGGGGAUUAUGAUGUAGGCUAAUGCUGCCUCCCUCUUUGGCAUGCUAACUCUUACGUUCUGUAGGUCUGCUCCUCAAAUUUUUAGUUCUGAAGUAGCAUUUCUGAUAUAGGAAGGUAGUUCACCACUCACUCACUGCCAUUAGCCCUGUUGCAUUAUGCAAGACAUGGAUUCCACAAAAUGACAUGGAAGAACAAAAGGUGUCAUAAUCCCAGAAACUACAUGGAAUUCUUUAAAAAGCAAUUGAAGAUGAAGGCCUUCAACUUUUUUUAAUUGUUGGUAGCCGUGAGCUGAGCGAGCAGUCUUACUGGACUUACCAGUUCACAUUCACUCAGCCAACUUCAUGGAUCUUUUGAAAACAAGGCAAGUAAACAUGUCCCCCAACCCCCCCCCCAAUCUAGAUGACUAACACAUUUCAGUGAAUUACUAUAGCUCCUACCUUGGGCCAAUCAGUGUAAUUUUGUAGAUGCCAGAUCUACAAAUCUGGCAUCGUGGUCCUCUGUAGCUCAGCUGGUAGAGCACGGCGCUUGUAACGCCAAGGUAGUGGGUUCGAUCCCCGGGACCACCCAUACACAAAAAUGUAUGCACGCAUGACUGUAAGUCGCUUUGGAUAAAAGCGUCUGCUAAAUGGCAUAUUAUUAUUAUUAUUAUUAUCUCUAUGGCAAGACGCAUCAUUCACCCAAGUUUCGUGAAAUUCGGGCCAGCAGGUAGCCUCGAGGUUAGAGCGUUGGGCCAGUAACCGAAAGGUUGCUGGUUUGAAUACCGUAGCUGACAAAGUGAAAAAAAGCUGUUGCUGUGCCCUUGGGCAAGGCACUUAAAACGAAUUGCUCCAGGGGCGCUGUACAAUGGCGACCCCUUGCCGUGACCCCACUUCCUGCUGUUGUCUCGGGGGGAGUUGGGAUAUAUGCAAAAAAACAUGUUUCCAUUACACACUUGUAUGUAACAGGACAAAUAUAAGCAACCCCCCCCCCAAAUUAUUAUAAUUAUAAAAUCGUGCCAGUGCUGUCUGAGAUAUCGCAUGUGACUAACGUACAAACCUACUAAUGGGCGGAGACAGAUUCACAGUCCCCUCCCCGAUUUCAUCGCGGGGGACAAUUAGUAGUUAGUGUAGCUUUGGGGGCAUAUGAGCAACAUUGUCAGGCCUUUUGUGGUUUGUAAGAAUGUCAAGGCCACAAAAAGCAUGCUGGCCACGGUCCUCUGUGCUGCAUAUACAGUCAGCUGUGGUAACACUCAGCUCUGAGAGCUCACAGACCUUCUCACGGCGUUGUUUCCUCCUCCUCUAUGAUGCUCCUGGUCUCUGCUCCGGUAGGGGUUCUAUAUCACUAUAUCGUCAAAACCGAACCUCAACCCUUUUGGGUCAGAUAGGGAAGGCUCUUGCAGGCGUAGGGAUCUGGUUGGCCUCAUGACCCAGGGAAGGACCCCGAGGACUACAUCUCAAUGGCCUGAUCCAUGCCUGUCUAAAUCAGCCAGAAAAACAAACUUAUAUAAAGUAGCAGGAUGGACGGACACUAUUAGCGGAGGGGAAAGAAAUGCCAGCGCCCCAGAUUUAGAUCACUCCCUCUCAGGGUAUUAAUGUCAUGUGAAUCUGAUCCCAUUGAUUUUCUGUCUGAUUCUCUCCUUUUGUCCCGCUGGCUUGUAUUGCUCUCACGCAGUCUGCGGGACCGGAGAGGGAUUUCUUGUUCUUCUGAGUCUUUCACAACAGUCUCUCUUCCCUCUGUCAUGUCUUGAUGUAGGUCUUUAUUUCAGCAUUAGCACGGCACGUGACAGUGAAUGCAUCCACUUCCUCUGUAUUUCUUGUCUCUUUAGCAAUCGCUGCACACAGCUGUGUCUACUUCUUGUUUUUAGGAUGUGGGUUGUUUAAGAGUGUGCUUAUGUCUGUAUUUCAUAAUUGUAACCCUGACUGUGUCUGUGUUUAACAGGAGGCUGCUGGAUGAGUGGUCACCAUGUCGCCCUUCUUGCGGAUAGCCUUUAAUGCGUUUGAUGUGGGCGUCCUGUCCCCCCUGACUGACGCUCCCUUCUGUGCCAUUAAGAUGAAGGAGUCCCUCAGCACUGGUCAGUAGCAUUACCCAUGGGGUACUACCCAGUGGUGGGAAAAAGUACCAAAUUGUCAUACUUUUAUUAUUAGUAUUUGGUUUUAAAUAUACUCAAGUAUCAAAAGUAAAUGUAAUUGCUAAAAUAUACUUAAGUAUAAAAAAUUAAAUAAUUUCAUAUUCCUUAUAUUAAGCAAACCAGAAGGUACCAUUUUCUUGUUUUUUAAAUUUACGGAUAGCAAGGGGCACACUCCAACACUCAGACAUCAUUUACAAACGGAGCAUGUGUGUUUAAGUGAGUCCGCCAGAUCAGAGGCAGUAGGGAUGACCAGGGAUGUUCUCUUGAUAAGUACAUAAAUUGGACACUUUUCCUGUCCUGCUAAGCAUAGAAAAUAUAACGAAUGUAAGGUGUAAAAAGUACAUUAUUUUCUUUAGGAAUGUAGUGAAGUAAAAGUUGUCAAACAUAUAAAUGGUAAAGGGCAGAUACCCCCCCAAAAAACUUAAGUAGUACUUUAAAGUUUUUUACACCACUGGUACGACCAAACUGUAUACACACACACUCACGCUUUUCUUUCCCAACCUUUCACACAUACACAAACACACUUUGUCAUGCACAUGGGGUAGUAGUAGUAGUAGUAGUAGUGUAACCUCUCUCUCUCUCUCUCUCUCUUUCUCCCCCCCUCCCCCCCAGAGCGGGGGAAGACCCUGGUCCAGAGGAAACCCACUAUGUACCCAGCCUGGAAGUCCAGUUUCGACGCCCACAUCUACGAGGGCCGUGUCCUGCAGGUGGUUCUGAUGAAGACCGCCGAGGAGCCAUUGGCCGAGGCCACGGUGGGCGUGUCCGUGCUGGCUGAGCGCUGUAAGAAGGGCAACGGCUGUGCUGAAUUCUGGGUAGACCUGCAGCCUUCUGGGAAGGUUCAGAUGGCCGUCCAGUUCUUUGUGGAGGACACAGACACAGCAGGUAGUAAGCCAAACAAACAUGCUCUCAAUCUAGCACUUACUAUAUCUCUGUCUCUCUCUGUACUCCCCAGCACUCAUACACACUGGUUACAGACAGUAAACAGUGGCCUCUAGGCUGCCAGGCCAGCUCGUCACAUGGAGCUCAGCCUUGCAGCCAUGCAGGCCCUGGAAGGGGGAUUGUGUGUAUCAAGGAGCUGGCAUAGGACCCAGACCCAGAGGGAGGCUGUAUGUUGGAGUGUCCCAGUCAGGCUGAACCUGCUCUGGGUCGGCCCAGGGUAGGUGAAGGGGGUAGGCUGGAGCAGCAUCCAUCAUACCCCCCUCUCUCUGCAGGUUUCCUGAAAAGCAGCCCAGACUGUGGUAUUUUUAGGCCUGUGUGUCUGAUUAGCCCUCUCUGCCCGACUGUCACCAGCCUGUGUCCAGAGUUGGCAGGUGGGAGCGUCUCCUCUCUAAACAUACACACCAGUCAAAGGAAUGUCUUGUUCUCCAUCUUCCCAUCUGUCUUUGUCCUCCUCCCUCACCCUCUUUUGUGUCUUCUCACAGUCCUCAUAUCAGUUUUAUUUUCUUUGUUUACCUCUCUCACGCCUCUCUCGCUUUCUUUCCAUGACCUUUGACCCAGUCCCCUUGGCUUGCGUCAAAGAUGGUGGAUAAAUCCAGGCUCUGUCGUAGCCGGCCGCGACCGGGAGACCCAUGGGGCGGCGCACAAUUGGCCCAGCGUCGUCCAGGGUAGGGGAGGGAAUGGCCGGCAGGGAUGUAGCUCAGUUGGUAGAGCAUGGUGUUUGCAACGCCAGGGUUGUGGGUUCGAUUCCCACGGGAAAUAAACAAAAAUAAUAAUGUAUGCACUCACUAACUGUAAGUCGCUCUGGAUGAGAGCGUCUGCUAAAUGACUAAAAUGUAAAUGUAAAUAAGAUUGUUUACUCAGGCCAUUUACCAUUGAAAAAAAUGGUAAUGGUUCCUGUCUGUGUAAGUGGGCGUUCCUUCUCUUGCGUGAAACCAGGGUCUCACUUGCAAGGGAGCCCUUUGAACAUGAACAUACAAUAAAUAAUAUCAAUACAAUAAAUACAACAAGAUUAUUCAAAACAAACACCUCUCACAUAUCACCUCCAUUAAACUCGAUCUAAACCUUCCUGCGUGAGCUGACAGUUUCUCCAUAAUAUCUGGCAUGCUCACGUGAAAGAGGGAACAGCUGGCUCUGGUCUACUUAGUGUCCUCGCCCCACCCGCCCUGAAAAAUUGCCUGUGAGAUGUCUCGCUCUGGGGCACACCCUCCGCAGGGCUGGGACAAGUAGAUCAGAGUGGCCCACCCCGAUCAGCAAAACAUUUGGGAGACGAGUGUCUCGCUUUUCUCUUCUGUCUCUGGUUUGCGUCAGCUGCAGCCACAUUUUGCAGAAGGCCAUUCUCACUGUUUACUCUGAAUGUCAAACAAGUGUGACCUGACCUCAUUCUUUAGAUUACUUUUCCUUAAUCUUCCCCAAUUUGAUGAUUGAUGUUUAAAGAGAUUCUCCAGUACUUUUGUAAAAUUUUUUGCCGGUUGUUCUGAAAGUGGCACUCGCGAGCCAAAAGAGGCCCCCGAAAAUUGCAUAUUUUACGUCACAUAUGUGCAGAUAUGCGCACCAAGUCAUUGCGCUCUCUCUCGCUCUGCUGUGUGUGCAUCUUGCUAGGUGUCGCUCAAAUGGCGAGGGGCUGAAGUUCAUUGGCUAGAACUCGAGUUGUUAGGGAGCUGGCCCACGUGGGAGAAAAUAUAGGAAAAUGGCGCAGCAGAGCUUCCAGAAAAAGUCGCUUUAAACUAGGUAUUUUGUGUCUAGUUGAGGUAAGACUGUAAUUCUGCUCAUAAAUUAUGCAUGUACAGUGCAUUGGGAAAGUAUUCAGACCCCUUCCCUUUUUCCACAUUUUGUUACGUUACAGCCUUAUUCUAAAAUGGAUUAAAUUGUUUUUUCCCCUCAUCAAUCUACACACAAUACCCCAUAAUGACAAAGCAAAAACUGGUUUUUAGAAAUGUUUGCUAAUUUAUACAAAAAUGUAAAGCUGAACUAUCACAUUUACAUAAGUAUUCAGACCCUUUACUAUGACACUCAAAAUUGAGCUCGGGUGAAUCCUGUUUCCAUUGACCAUCCUUGAGAUGUUUCUACAACUUGAUUGGAGUCCACCUGUGGUAAAUUCAAUUGAUUGGACAUGAUUUGGAAAGGCACACACCUGUCUACAUAAGGUCCCACAGUUGACAGUGCAUGUCAGAGCAAAAACCAAGCCAUGAGGUUGAAGGAAUUGUCCGUAGAGCUCCGAGACAUGAUUGUGUCAAGGCACAGAUCUGGGGAAGGGUACCAGAAAUGUUCUUCAGCAUUGAAGGUCCCCAAGAACACAGUGGCCUCCAUCAUCCGCCCGGCCAAACUGAGCAAUAGGGGGAGAAGGGCCUUGGUCAGGGAGGUGGUCACUCUGAAAGAGCUCCAGACUUCCUCUGUGGAGAUGGGAGAACCUUCAAGAAGGACAACCAUCUCUGCAGCACGCCACCAAUCAGGCCUUUAUGAUAGAGUGGCCAGACGGAAGCCACUGGCACAAUCCCUACGGUGAAGCAUUGUCAUGGCAGCAUCAUGCUGUGGGGAUGUUUUUCAUCAGCAGGGACUGGGAGACUAGUCAGGAUCGAGGGAAAGAUGAACGGAGCAAAGUACAGAGAGGACCUUGAUGAAAACCUGCUUUAGAGCACUCAGGACCUCAGACUGGGGCUAAGGUUCACCUUCCAACAGGACAACGACCCUAAGCACACAACCAAGGCAACGCAGGAGGGGCUUCGGGACAAGUCUCUGAAUGUCAUUGAGUGGCCCAGCCAGAGCCCGGACUUGAACCUGAUUUGAACAUUUCUGGAGAGACCUGAAAAUAGCUGUGCAGCGACGCUCCCCAUCCAACCUGACAGAGCUUGAGAGGAUCUAAAGAGAAGAAUGGGAGAAACUCCCCAAUUACAUGUGUGCCAAGCUCGUAGCGUCAUACCCAAGAAGGCUUGAGGCUGUAAUCGUUGCCAAAGGUUUUUCAACAAAGUACUAAGUAAAGGGUCUGAAUAAUUAUGUAAAUCUAAUAUUUACGUUUAUUUUCAUUUUUAAUACAUUAGCAAACAUUUCUAAAAACCUGUUUUUGCUUUGUCAUUAUUGGGUUUUGUGUGUAGAUUGAUGAGGGGGAAAAAACGAUUUAAUCAAUUUUAGAAUAUGCUGUAAUGUUACAAACUGUGGAAAAAGUCAAGGGGUCUGAAUACUUUCCGAAUGCACUGUAUGAACUACACAUUGACACAUCCAGCCCAAAGCAGGAGGUUAUAAAAUACUUAGUAGUCGCCAAAGUUCCAGAGCAUGUCUUUAAUAAACUGUAUUUUUUUAUAUAAUGCUGAGACAUCUGUGUAGACAGGCAAUAAUGUAUGUAGUUUUCUUUUGUGUAUUUGUACUUUACUAUUUAUAUUUUUGACAACUUUGACUUUGACUUCACUACAUUCCUAAAUAAAAUAAUUUACUUUUUACUCCAUACAUUUUCACUGACACCCAAAAGUUCUCGUUACAUUUUGAAUGCUUAGCAGGACAGGAACAUGGCGCAAUUCACACACUUAUCAAGAGAACAUCCCUGGUCAUAUUGCCUCUGAUCUGGCAGACUCACUAAAUACAAAUGCCUCGUUUGUAAAUUAUGUCAGAGUGUUGGAGUGUGCCCCUGGCUAUCCGUAAAUGUGCUUAAUAUAAUAUAUACUUUUACUUUUGAUACUUAAGUAUAUUUUAGCAAUUACAUUUACUUUUGAUACUUAAGUAUAUUUAAAACCAAAUACUUUUAGACUUUUACUCAAGUAGUAUUUUACUAGGUGACUCAUUUUUUAGUCAUUUUCUAUUGAGGUAUCUUUACUUUCAUUCAAGUAUGACCAUUUGCUACUUUUUCGACUACUGCUGUUUUGUUACAAACUCUUCUUUUUUUUCCACCAAGGUACCAGUUUUAGCUCACAAUGUAACACAAUUAUUAAAAUAUCACUCACAGCAGACACAAUGGUAUAUGAUUGAGUACAUAGAAUAAUUAAUUGUAAUGUUGUUAUGUGUCCCGAGCAGUGUUUAAGUCGAACGUGAAGGGGCGUGAAGAGGAGGAUGGUGCGAUGACACUGACCCGAAGGAGAGGAGCCAUUAAACAGGCCAAGGUCCACUUCAUCAAGAACCAUGAGUUCACAGCCACCUUCUUCGGACAGCCCACCUUCUGCUCUGUCUGCCGGGAGUUUGUCUGGUGAGAGACGCAGACCACCCCAUCCAAACCACCACACUGACAAUGACCAUAACAAAGACUGUUGGGCUUUCAACCUGUUUUACAAGUGUCAUUCUGCUACACAAAUGGUAUUAUGCCUUGGCUUAGCAGUAAACCAGAGUACAGAGACAGUUGACUGAUUACCCCAAAACCAGCCCCCCAUGGGCUCUCUAAGUAGACCAAUUAACAGCUCUAAUUGUUCCAUAACUGGAGCGGUCUGUCCAACAAUAACAGUAAGACUGGCUGGCAGGGCCUGGACUGUGAGCUGUCUGGGGAAAACCCACAGGGUGCUGCUGCAAUGUUCCAACAAUGUCAGCACAAUCCCUAGUGCAGGGCUGCCCCCUUCCUGCCAGAGAAGAAAACUGUUAUUGGUGCCUAUUUUUGGUGACAGGUUGAGGAAUGACCAAUGUCCCUAUUGUGUGUGGAUGGUGUAGUUUGUGCAAAAGAUGAAUGAAUGUCCCUCCUCUCUUUCAUUUUGUUAAACUACCAUUGUUUAUUGUCACUGUCAAUACUUUAUAUUGAGAUUUGUUUUACCAUCUGUCAGUAUGCCUUUUGGGAAAAGUGCACAAAGAUUAGUCAUUUAUUGUAUGAAUCUUUCUUUCCAAACAGGGGAUUCAACAAGCAAGGCUACAAGUGCAGACGUGAGUGCCUCUGACCUCCUUGCCAUUUACAUUUUUCACAAUAUGGACGUUGUUUUGUAGCUUGGAGUGAAAUAUCCUAAGCGUGCACUCUGCAAAAUUUACUCCCAAACAUAUAAACACAUUUCUCAUAACAAUAAGUGAAUAUCUUAACUAUCAGCUUUCCCUAAUGUGGCUUUAUCUGUGUCUCAGAAUGCAAUGCCGCCAUCCACAAGAAAUGUAUUGACAAAAUCAUAGGGAGGUGCACAGGAACAGCAGCCAACAGCAGAGACACUAUGGUAAGCAACAUGACCUCCCAAAACAUAUAAAAAAUCUGCAGCACACUGUAUAUAAUGCUGUGUGGCCAAUUAGCACCAUGUAGCCUUUUGUAGUUGGUGUUUUGAAGAUCAGUUUUCUAUGGAGUGAUUCCCUUUAUCAAUAUGUUGACUAGGGUAGUCAUUUGUCCAUAUUGUUUUCUCUGAUUGUAUCGGGUCAUGCAGCUGUGAGAAUUGUGCCACGUUAUUCUACAUCCCUCAAUAGGCAACACGAGACACUUUCAGGGAGGUCAAAUCAACAGCUAUCAGAGACCAGGAGAACUGUGUCAGGCAAAUCAAUAGGCUUGUGUUUAAAACUGAACAGUGGUGCUUCAUUCCAGCUGUAAUUUAGUUAGCACGGGACUAAAGUAACCAGUAUAGUGCCAGUGGAUUCAGCAUAGGACAGUUAUUACCAGUAGUGGAGCACUUUUGACUAGUGUUGCAGUGUUGCAGCCAUGGAAUGAUAGAAAGACUGAUAGUAUUUGCAGCAGUGGGAUCAGCUCUACAGCACCUGUGGCAGUUAGGAUAGAGUGGCCUUCUCUUCAGGGGUUAGUGGUUAGAGGUGAACCUGUUCCCUGUCUGCAGCCUGUAUGGGAACAGUAGAGGUGGAGUGGUUGGCUAGUCAGUGCUGUGAGGGAAGAGUGGGUGGAGUCAGUCCACCAGUUAAUGGUGUAGGUGUGUUCCCAUGUCCCCUCUCUCUUGCUUCCUGUGGGGCACCAUGAGGAGGUUCAGAAGGGCUGUGAGGCCCCACAGACACCAUUUUUUUUGGGUCAGUACCCAUGGGUACUAUUGAUGACGGGAGCUCUGUGUAUCCACAGUUCCAGAAGGAGCGCUUUAAGAUCGACAUGCCACAUCGCUUCAAGAUCCACAACUACAUGAGCCCUACGUUCUGUGACCACUGUGGCAGUAUGCUGUGGGGAAUGGUCAAGCAGGGCCUCAAGUGUGAAGGUAGGUGUGAGGCCUCUCUCUCUCUGUCUCUGUCUGUGUCGCUCUCUCUCUGUCUCUUUCUAUCGAUCUUCAAUCCACCCAAUUAUUUCUUUACCUCUCCAUUUUCUCCCAGCCACUGUCUUACUCUUCUCUCCUCUCUCCUGUCAGACUGUGGCAUGAACUCCCAUCACAAGUGUGAGAAGAAAGUGGGAAAUCUCUGUGGAAUCAACCAGAAACUCCUGGCUGAGGCCCUCAACCAAGUUAGCCAAGUGAGAAAGCCAGGGACACUUGGUCAUGCCCACAUUCACACAUACUAAUGUAUUUUAUAGCGUCAUGAAUGCACAUUCAUAACCAUAUUGUAAUAGCAUUAUACCCCUUCAGAAAUCCACAAGACGGUCUGAAUCCAACAACUCAGAGUCAACGGACAUUGGAAUCUACCAGGACUUCAACAAAAGCCCAGGAGCGGACCCUAGUGGUAAGUAGCUAUCACUGCUGCAGUUGAGAGCUCAUGUUAUUCUGCUUUAUGAACUGGGUGGUUUGAGUCCUGAAUGCUGAUUGGCUGACAGCCGUGGUAUAUCAGACCGUAUACCACGUUGCAUCGUGCAUAAUAACAGCCCUUAGCCGUGGUAUAUUGGCCAUAUACCACAAACCCCCGAGUUGCCUUAUUGCUAUUAUAAACUGGUUACUAAUGUAAUUAGAGCAGUUUUGUCAUACUUGUGGUAUACGGUCUGAUAUACCACACCCCCUCGUGCCUUAUUGCUUAAGUAAACCACACUAUUUGGUCCUAAACAAUGUAGGUCUUUAGUUCUCUGUCGUUUUUUGUGUGUCUUUACGUGUCUAUGCAUCUAUUGACAUUAUGCCCGUCUCUUUGUGUGUGUGUGUGUUCAACAGAAGGCUAUGAGAAGCUGUGGGAGGGAGGUAAGGGCCUUGCCCCCGCCAGCAUCACCACCAAGACCCGCCUCACCAUUGACAACUUUGUGUUCCACAAGGUGCUGGGCAAGGGCAGCUUUGGCAAGGUACAGUACAACCACUGCUACAUUCCUCAUGCUCAUGCCACUGAUACCCAUACACACAGACUCAAUGGCCUUCACACAUGUCACUUGCUAAUACUGCUUUGUCUAAAAGGUUUCAAGGCACUCUUCAACUGCUAAGAGCCAACCUAAUUUAGUGGUUUAGUUAGUAUGUGACCCGUGUUAUUAUCUGUUGUUGGAGUAGCUAUAGCAACCCAGUGGCCUGCUCUGGUCUGGUAGUUUAGUUUAGUAUGUUCAACAUGAGUAUGUAUCACCUCUCCUGUGUGGUGCUCCAGGUCCUGCUGGCUGAGCUGAGGGGGCAAGGGCAGUACUUUGCUGUGAAGGCCCUGAAGAAAGAUGUGGUUCUGAUGGAUGAUGAUGUGGAGUGUACCAUGGUGGAGAAGAGAGUCCUGGCCCUGGCCUGGGACAACCCCUUCCUCACACACCUCUACUCCACCUUCCAGACCAGGGUGAGACCCCUACCCCUCUCCAUAACUUAAUCUUUCAUUAGGAUUUACCAUCAUCCAUCACUACCUCCACACACACACAUAUACAGAACUCCUAGAACAAUUGUUCGUCAGACUGAUGUGUGUCACUAUACUUGGGUGUUUAGACAGUAGUUUAACUGAUAGGAUUGUGUGUGUGUUACCAGGAACACCUGUUUUUUGUGAUGGAGUACCUGAAUGGAGGAGACCUGAUGUUCCACAUACAGGAUAAGGGUCGCUUUGAACUCUACAGAGCCACGUGAGUGACAGACUACAGUGUUAUCUCACCAUCUACCAGACGCUAAGUAGUUAUUAGUUACUUACUUAGAACUCACCCACAACGGUUUCAUAGCAGGUUAAGGGCAGACUGUAGGCCUUUCAUAAUGGUGAUGCACACAGAAGUAAUUUGGCCUCUACCACUCUUCUCCCCCAGUUUCUACUCUGCAGAGAUCAUAAUUGGACUGCAGUUCCUCCACUCCAAAGGAAUAAUUUACAGGUGAGAUCAAUGAACUUCAAUAGUCUCGUCUGGCCUUGCACUUGAUUUCCCUUAUUCAUCCUUGUACUAGUGCUUAGUAGAUGGACUUCAUUCCCUUUACUGAGGGAGCUGACUUAACCCCUCUCCCCCCUGCCCCCCUGCCCCCCCCCCCCCCUUCCCUGCUACAGGGACCUGAAGCUGGACAAUGUGAUGCUGGACAGGGACGGCCACAUUAAGAUCGCUGACUUUGGGAUGUGCAAGGAGAAUGUGUUUGGAGAGAAUCGGGCCACCACUUUUUGUGGGACGCCGGACUACAUCGCACCAGAGGUGUGUGUGACUGUGUCUGUGUCCAUGCAGGAUAGGGUAUUGUAGAAUUCUGUUUGUAAAGCAAUUUACUCUCUUAAGAUUACUCUUAACAUUGUCCAUGUGUCUGUCUCUCCGUCCAUCCUCAGAUCCUGCUGGGGCAGAAGUACACCUUCUCCGUGGACUGGUGGUCGUUUGGGGUACUGGUGUAUGAGAUGCUAAUUGGCCAGUCGCCGUUCCAGGGUGAUGACGAGGAUGAGCUGUUUGAGUCCAUCAGGAUGGACGUGCCUCACUACCCUCGCUGGAUCACCAAGGAGGCCAAGGACCUGCUGGAGAAGGUGCGGCUGCUGCUCAUCCUCUUCUCUCACUCAUUCACUCACCACACAGCCUUUACCUCCAUUUCACAAUGUUGUGUGCCUGUAAGUCUGUGACAGUGGGUGGCAGAUUGGUGUCCACUAGUAAACAAUGUAAUCAAUCUUGAAAUCUCACCUGACUUUCAUCAACACUAGCCAUGCACACAGACAUUCACACAUAGUCACACCUAGACAUACAGAGAAAGACAGGCUUUGGAAUGCCACAACGUUGCCUGUGAUUAAAGGUUAUUUUCCCUUACAUAUGCAAGUAAUGUUUCCACACCCUUGUUACCUUGCAAUUAUAUCCCUCUCGACCCCUCCAAUCUACACACUGACAAGCUUAUCCACAGCACCAUGCAGGCGCACACACACACCUUAAACCCAAGCUGGAAGCUUGUCCUUAAGCUAUUGCGUGUCACUGUGCCCCAUCCCCAGCUGUUUGAACGAGACCCCAGUCGCAGGCUAGGGGUGGUGGGGAACAUCCGCGGACACUCCUUCUUCAAGACCCUCAACUGGCCUGCCCUGGAGAAGAGAGAGGUGGACCCCCCCUUCAAACCUAAAGUGGUACGAUCUGGUUCUCUGACUUAUAAUGGAACUGUGGCUAGUGAAACUCACACACUAAUGCUCUUUUUCAGAUUUGUUUACACCAUAAUCAUUAUUUAGUUGGAGUUCAAUGGUGUUAUUGGCCUCUUGUUGAACUGACAGACCUUCUCUGCCAAUCACAGAAAGGCCCCAAUGACUGCAACAACUUUGACCGGGAGUUCCUGAGUGAGAAGCCCCGCCUCUCCCACACGGACAAGAACCUGAUCGACUCCAUGGACCAGACAGCCUUUGCAGGCUUCUCUUUCAUCAACCCCAAGAUGGAACGCAUUAAGGACAAAUGA
Messenger RNA from Coregonus sp. 'balchen', 15162 nucleotides. NCBI's taxonomy places the organism in Eukaryota, Metazoa, Chordata, Actinopteri, Salmoniformes, Salmonidae. The record is from the annotation of a GenBank genome assembly.